UAUGAACGAGCUAGAGAAAUGAAGGGGAUUCAGGUGCCUGUGCUGCUGAUAUGCCUGACCCUAUACACUCCUGCAACAGGUUUCAUAUUGCAAGAAACUACAUUCUGCACUUUUGGGGACACAGAAGGAGGAAAUGUGACAUUUUAUUACAUGAUUUCAUUUAACCGCCUGCCAGUGGUAGAGUAUGACAAGACUGACAAUAUGUUUGUUGCAAUGAUUCAUGAUGCUGGACCUAUCAGUACUCAGUUUAAUAAAGACCCAGAAAUGAGGAAAGAAAUACAGCAGGAAGAACAAAAGUGCAAGGAGCAGGUGAAGAAAUUUUGGGGAGGAACCACAGAGAGGAGUGUUCAACCAUCCAUGAUGGUCUACCACCCGAGUCCCAGCAUGAUACAGACACAAAUGCUGGUUUGCCAUGUUUGGGGGUUUUAUCCUAAGAACAUUAAAGUAGCGUGGGUAAAGAAUGAAAACACUGUCGUCGUUAACUACACUGAGGCUAAUGCUGUUGGAGACUGGACCUACCAACUUAUGGCGCUGCUAAAUUUGAGAGAUUCUAAACCUGGAGACUAUUACGAGUGUGUUGUUCACCAUUCCAGUUUAAAGGAAAUUAUGUCGCAAAAAUGGGAACCUGGACUUACCUCCACACAGAUCAUGAAGAUCAGCAUCUCUACUGCAGUAUUUGCUUUAGGAAUAUUUUCACUCUCUACAGGAUGUAUAUGUUGGAUGCUAGCCAAAAGAGGUGGUUACAUCCCAAUCAAAGAAUACAAUCGAGGAACCUAACAAAAGUUUACAAGUUUGUUAUCUGCAGUCAAGAUAUAUGUGGAGAAUCUCUCUGAUCAGUGGGAAAUAUUCAGUCUCAUAUCUUCUGAAGUGGCCAAAGAGGGACAAAUAUACCCCUGAAGACAAUGCUAUCUUUGCUGCUGUCUCUGCUAAGAUGUCAUACACAGCUUUAAGCACUCUGAUAUUGCAGUGCAGAGACCCUCAUAAAGAGACCGUAUAAAUGAAGAGAAAGGAAUGUAAUUAGGCAUUUUUUAUUAACUGAAUUUACUCCUAAAACUUGAGAGAAUUUCAAAAAGAGACAGUUAUGGAACUAGGAGGGAUAGAGGGAAUUAAACUUAAUUGGAUAGUA
Molecule: messenger RNA, 1126 nt
Organism: Bombina bombina (fire-bellied toad)
Lineage: Eukaryota; Metazoa; Chordata; Amphibia; Anura; Bombinatoridae
Product: HLA class II histocompatibility antigen, DM beta chain
Biological process (GO): immunoglobulin production involved in immunoglobulin-mediated immune response; antigen processing and presentation of exogenous peptide antigen via MHC class II; positive regulation of T cell activation
Cellular component (GO): MHC class II protein complex; membrane
Molecular function (GO): MHC class II protein complex binding
Source: RefSeq, a predicted model, not a curated record